This is a messenger RNA of Eutrema salsugineum, 958 nucleotides long. Its product is annotated as vacuolar protein sorting-associated protein 22 homolog 1. The record is from RefSeq and is a predicted model, not a curated record. Gene Ontology annotation, cellular component: ESCRT II complex. The transcript has 7 exons. The coding region runs from base 63 to 815 and encodes 250 amino acids. Gene Ontology annotation, biological process: protein transport to vacuole involved in ubiquitin-dependent protein catabolic process via the multivesicular body sorting pathway. Lineage: Eukaryota; Viridiplantae; Streptophyta; Magnoliopsida; Brassicales; Brassicaceae.
AGAUGUAUAUUCAGUAUUCCCAACCGGAAGAGAAUUCCAAAAGAUCAAUAAAACAUUGAAAGAUGCGGCGACGACCAGGAAUCGGAGGAUUACAAACGGCCGCGGCUGCUCGGGAUCAGUACCGGUUAUUAGGAGAAAAUGUGGCCAAGCUACGGACUGAUAUGAUGAAAGAGCAGCUCGCCACGUUCAAAUCCCAGCUUGAAGAGUUCGCUCGUAAACACAAGAAUGAUAUUCGUAAAAAUCCAGCCUUCAGGGCUCAAUUCCACGAAAUGUGUGCUAAAGUUGGUGUGGAUCCACUAGCUUCAAACAAGGGAUUCUGGGCUGAGCUCCUGGGAAUUGGUGAUUUCUACUAUGAACUUGGAGUUCAGAUUAUUGAGGUUUGCAUGCUGACAAGGUCACUCAAUGGAGGUUUGAUCAGCUUGCAAGAGCUCUGUAACCAUCUUCGCCAGAGAAGGAAAAAAGACCGUGAAGCUGUGACUGAAGAUGAUUGUCUUCGAGCUAUUAGCAAGCUAAAGGUAUUGGGUAGUGGAUUUGAGGUUAUCACCAUUGGCAAGAAGAAGCUUGUCCGUUCAGUCCCCACUGAGCUGAACAAAGACCAUAAUCAAAUCUUGGAGUUGGCUCAGGGUCAAGGCUUUGUGACUGUGGAAGAGGUACAAAGACGGCUCACGUGGACAUCUGGUCGGGUCAUAGAUGCUCUCGAAACUUUGUUAGAAGAGGGCCUUGCAAUGAUCGACAAUGGCAAUAAAGACGGAAAAUGUCAGUAUUGGUUCCCCUGUGUUUCUUCUGUUUAUUCAUUCGCUGGAUCUGAUACUUAAACUGCGACACUAUCUCUUUUGUUUUUGGUUUUACUUACACACUCACUCUUUAUUGCAUAUAAAGUAUGGAAAAAAAUUCUUAUCAGUAUAUUUCAUAAAUUUUCUUGUACAUGUAUAGAAUAAAUAAUUGUUUUUCAUACACG